AUGUCAAAUUCAUCCAAUCAACAUGAGCAACUAUCAAACUUUAUUGAUAACCAAAUUGAUAUCAUAAAUGAUUCAACUUCUCCAAAUAAAUCAAUUCAACAUGGUAUACCUGAAGAAGUAUUAAGACUGGUAAAUUCAAGGCUGCAACUUUUACGUAUGCAAAAUGUUAGUCAAAUGGCAAGAGAUAUAAUUACAAGGAAUGUUAUAGAUAUGGAAUAUGACCGGAAUUUAGAAGAACGAAAGGAGAUUAUUAAAACACUUUAUCAUAGAAACAUUCUAAAAUCAAAUAAUGUUAUAAAUUCAUAUGGUCUUGACCCAAAUGGUAAUCCUAAUAAUGGUUAUUAUGACAUGGACUAUUUGAUUAAUAAUAUCUAUAAACUACCAGAACUAGUGACCACUGAGACAGAUGCUGAAAAUCAAUUAAAAGAAUACAAAAUAUUAAGAGAGGAAUUGAUAAAUCAUUGUCGUGCAAUUAAAAUUGGUGAAGAUGAAUUAGAUAAAUUAAAGUUACAAUGUAGUAAAUUAGAUGCUUUAAGAUCUUCCAUUAUUGAAACUAUGGGCACAGAUGAUAUCAAAGAAUACAUUACUAUAUAUAAUAAAAAAAUUACUGAAGAAUUAGAAGAAUUAAUAUAUAAUCUGGAAAUCAAACUUAAAUCUGUUGAUCCGAAGGAUAAGGACCAGAUAAAAAGAUUACAAUCCAUUUUAAAUGAAUUAAAAUAA
This is a messenger RNA of Arxiozyma heterogenica, 720 nucleotides long. It is a transcript of the gene NKP1, whose product is annotated as Nkp1p. The record is from RefSeq and is a predicted model, not a curated record. Lineage: Eukaryota; Fungi; Ascomycota; Saccharomycetes; Saccharomycetales; Saccharomycetaceae. The transcript has a single exon. Bases 1 to 720 code for a protein of 239 amino acids.